AUGUAUGAUCAAUCUUUUCAAAAUCCACCACAUUUAAGAGGUGGCUGGUUUGUUGGACCAGAAGAAUAUGAACAGAUGGGUUAUACAUUAGGACUUCCUCCAGGAAUCAAAAUGCCCUUAAAACCCGAAAUUUUAGAGUUAGUCGAAAAAAUCAAGAAAACAAAUGGAAUUGCAAUUCCAUCUCAUAUACCAAUAAACCAAGAACUAAUAAAAAGAAAGAUCAUGGCAACAAAUAUUCCAACAGGAACUUCUGUUGAAGAUUUCAAAAAUUUAAUCGUCUCUACUUUAUUAAAACGUAAGUUAAUCACAGAUACAGAUCCAAUAGAAAAUAUCGAGUACAUGACUCAAAAAUUCACCGCAAUUAUCGAAUUUAAAUCACAUAAAGAUGCAGAAGCUUGCAUGUUACUUGAAAAAACACUCAUUAUCAACAAUUACACAAUUAACUUGUUUUGGUAUAAUGAAGGCAAUCUCAAUGUUGCUUCAGAACUUCAAUUAAGCGAAUCUAAAUAUUCUAAUCCGAUUUACGUUCAAAUUCCAUCCACAACAAUACAAGAAGAUAAUAUAAGAGCUUUAUUUGAACCGGAAUUCCCAAUUAAAGAAGUAAUUAUACAGCAAGAAACAGAUUAUGCUUUUGUUGAGCUAAAUGAUCCAUAUAAAGCACAUUUGGCAGCAUACACAGUCAAUGGAAAACAAGUUGAAGAUAAAACUGUCACUGCAAGAGUUUGUUACAAUGAAAAUCCAGAUGAUUUAGAUAUAUCUCAAAAUGAACUCAUCAGAAACCAAAUUGCAGACGGUGGACAAAAUUACUAUUCAGUAAUUAACAGGAAACUACUAGAAAAUCCAAAUUUGAUUGAUAUAUUAAAUACGAAUAUUAAUCCUUCAGUUGUAAUCACUCCAGAUGUUGAAAAACUACAACCAGAGUCAGGCACAUUCUUAUACAUCUAUAAUAUUGCUAAAUCAGUCAUUGUUUUUGAACAUGAUUUGAUUGAAGAACUUAUUAUAGAUAUUCAACAAGAAUGUUCAAAGUUUGGCAAUGUACUCGAUGUAGAAGUUGAACAGUUACCAAUUAGAUCCGAUUACGCCGUGAUUAAAGUUAAAUUUUCAACUCCAUCAGAAGCGAAAGCCGCACAACUUGCUUUGUCUGGCCGCAGAUACGGAGGAAGAGUUGUUAUAACUUCUGUUGAAGAUAAAUGA
Molecule: messenger RNA, 1194 nt
Organism: Trichomonas vaginalis G3
Lineage: Eukaryota; Parabasalia; Trichomonadida; Trichomonadidae
Product: RNA-binding protein family
Exons: 1
Coding region: 1-1194 (397 amino acids)
Cellular component (GO): commitment complex; U2AF complex; U2-type prespliceosome
Molecular function (GO): pre-mRNA 3'-splice site binding; poly-pyrimidine tract binding
Source: RefSeq, a predicted model, not a curated record